AUGGGAAAUCUAAAAAAGUUUCGUGGGAUUGACGAAAUUAAGAGUCAUUUGAUACGUCGUGGUUUUAAAGAAGGAUAUGACCCGUGGAUAUGGCAUGGUGAGAAUGUACCUUUUAGUACAUAUGAUGUCGAAUUAGAUGUAGAGAAAGAUAAACGUAAAGAAGAUACUGUUAGAACUGAUGAAGACAAUGACCGGCUAGAUGAAUUGAUGCGUGAUAUGCAAGGGGAUUUGAAUGAACUGCCUCAAGAGUUUGAAACUUUUUUUGAAAAUUCUGGAAAACCUUUGUUUUCUGGAUGUAGUAAAUUUACAAAGUUAUCAUCAAUGCUUAAAUUGUAUAACUUAAAAGCAAAGAAUAGGUGGAGUGAUAAGAGUUUCACGGAGUUAUUGAAACUUUUAAAGGACAUGCUUCCUGAUGAUAACGAACUUCCUUGUUCAACUUAUGAGGCAAAGAAAAUGUUAUGUCUGUUGAGUAUGGACAUUGAAAGGAUCCAUGCAUGUCCAAACGAUUGUAUUUUGUAUUGGAAACAAUACAAAGACUUGCAUGUGUGUCCGAAGUGUGGAGCAUUGCGUUAUAAACGGAAAGGAUACGAUGAUGCAUGUGAGAAGAAGAAAGGUGCUCCUGCGAAGGUGUUGUGGUAUCUACCGGUGAUUCCAAGGUUCAAGCGUUUGUUUGCAAAUCCAAAUGAUGCAAACAAUUUGCAAUGGCAUGCUGUUGGUAGAAAAGAAGAUGGAAAGUUGAGACAUCCCGCCGAUUCUCCUCAAUGGAAGAACAUUAAUAUGAAGUUUCUUGAAUUCGGUUCCGAAAACCGAAAUCUUAGGCUUGGACUAUGCACAGAUGGAAUGAAUCCUCAUGGAAACGACAUAGAUGUGUACUUGACACCGCUUAUUGAAGAUUUAAAGAUAUUGUGGAAUGAAGGUGUGGCGGUGUUUGAUGCUCAUAGCCAAACCAACUUCACCUUGCGAGCCAUGCUGUUCUGCACAAUCAAUGACUUCCCAGCAUAUGGUAACUUGUCAGGAUACACUACUAAAGGGGCUAAGGCAUGCCCUAUUUGUGAAGAUGAAACAGAUGAUCUUUGGCUAAACAAUAGUAAGAAAAAUGUGUUUAUGAGUCAUCUAACCUUUCUACCCAUUGACCAUCCUUAUAGAAAGAAGAAAAAAGUUUUCAAUGGAAAAUAUGAGACUAGAGUGGCUUGCUCACCAUUAUCAGGGGAUGUCGUUUAUGAAAGAGUAAAAAACAUUGAUAUUGUGUUUGGAAAAACUUCAAAAACAAGUCAGAAGGGUAUUUGGAAAAAGAGGUCUAUAUUAUGGGAUUUACCAUAUUGGGAGCACUUAUCUAUUAGACAUUGUCUUGAUGUAAUGCAUGUAGAGAAAAAUAUUUGUGAUAGCAUUAUCGGGACAUUGUUGAAUAUUCCAGGUAAGACGAAAGAUGGUAUAAAAGCUAGAAAAGAUAUGGUUGAAAUGGGGAUAAGGGAUCAAUUAGAACCACAACACUCGGGAAACAGGGCAUACUUACCUCCAGCUUGUUAUACUUUGUCUAAAAAGGAGAAAAAAAGUUUUUGUAGCUGUCUGAAUAGUAUUAAGGUUCCUUCCGGCUAUUCAUCUAAUAUUAAAAAACUUGUUUCAAUGAACGACCUUAAAUUGGUUGGUAUGAAAUCUCAUGAUUGCCAUGUGUUAAUGCAACAUAUGUUACCUGUUGCUAUUAGAGGCAUAUUACCAAACCAUGUUAGACAAACAAUUACCAAGAUUUGUUACUUUUUCAAUGCCAUUAGUAGUAAAGUUGUUGAUCCAGAUGUGUUAGAUUCGUUGCAAGCUGAUGUGAUAGUAAUUUUAUGCCAAUUUGAAAUGUAUUUCCCCCCAUCAUUUUUUGAUGUUAUGGUGCAUUUAACAGUUCACUUGGUGUGGGAAAUUAAAAUGUGUGGUCCUAUAUUUUUAAGGUAUAUGUAUCCAUUUGAGAGAUACAUGGGAAUUUUGAAAGGAUAUGUGAGAAAUCGAUACCGGCCAGAAGGGAGUAUAAUUGAAGCUUAUGGCGCUGAAGAAGUCAUUGAUUUUUGUACUGAUUAUUUGUCUAAUGUUGAGUCGAUUAGUGUUUCUAAAUCACGUCAUGAAGGAAGACUCACAGGAAAAGGUACCAAUGGGUAUAAAGCUAUUCUACCAAAUGCAAAAAUGCGAAAUCAGGCUCAUCAUCUCGUACUACAGCACUGUUAA
This is a messenger RNA of Ipomoea triloba (trilobed morning glory), 2205 nucleotides long. RefSeq lists its product as uncharacterized. The transcript has 3 exons. Bases 1 to 2205 code for a protein of 734 amino acids. NCBI's taxonomy places the organism in Eukaryota, Viridiplantae, Streptophyta, Magnoliopsida, Solanales, Convolvulaceae. The record is from RefSeq and is a predicted model, not a curated record.